UCGUCAGAGGCUGUGCGCAGGCUCUGUGAGCUGCUGGCUGCCUAUUGAUUGGAAAACAACGGGCUGUGGGAGGACAGAUAAGGGAGGCUGUGGGCUAACGGGUGAGGGAAGGGAUACAGACCGAAGCAGCGACCAUCUUUACCUCCCUGAUUUACUCUCUUUCCCCUGGAAUGAGUGUAGCUGCUGCUCGGGAGGUUUAGGCUCUGAUUCCCCUGCUCUGAAGAUCCAGACUGCAGCAUCCAGACCGACAGCAGCCUCUCCUGCAGAAAGCAUGGAGGCCCCUCUCGUGUGCUUGGACGAGGAGUUCGAGGACCUCCGGCCCUGUCACAUGGAUGAGCUGGACCACCCGGCGCUCCAACAGUCCUCCUACUCCUCCACCUCCACCAUACCACUGAGCUCCAUCACCAGAGAGGACUUUUCUGAGCUGGAGAACUUCUCCGAGAUGAUGAGCUUCAAGUCCAUGGAGGACCUGGUCAACGAGUUUGAUGAGAAGCUCAACGUGUGCUUUCACAACUACAACACCAAGACCGAGUGCCUGGCGCCCAUACGCAACCAGACACACAGCCAGGAGGAUGAGGAGCAGCUGCAGGACGAAGAUGUGUGGGAUGCUCUAACCGACAACUACAUCUCCACCUGGGACGGCAACGACUCCGAGGGACUCAACGGCAAUCUGUCGGACCAGGAGAUCCACGAAAAAGAGGAGGAGGAGAUGAAUGAGAAGAAUGACAACGCCAACUGUCUGAAUGAAGAGCCUCUUAUCACAGCUGAUCAGGUCAUUGAGGAGAUAGAUGAGAUGAUGGAGAACUCUCCAGAUCCUGUUGAAACUGAGGAGGAGGAGGAGGAUGAGGAGGAGGAGAGCAGCCGCUGCUCCUCCAGCACCAGCCCCUCCCUGCUGGAGGAGAUCCGGCAGCUGUCCCUGGCCUCCAACAACAACUGCUCCUACGAAGGUCUGACUCUGAUGCCCAGCUCGGGGCUGGUGGAGCUGCUGCAGCGGGUGGAGGCCACCAUCAGAGAGUUCUCCGAGGAGCUGGUCGGCCAGCUGGCCCGGCGCGAGGAGCUGGACUUUGAGAAGGAGGUGAAGAACACGUUCAUCACGGCCCUGAUGGAGGUGCAGAACAGGCAGAGGGAGCAGCGGGACAGCAGCAAGCGCAGACGCCGGGACAAGACCCUGAGCCUGCAGGGGGGGGGGACGCCCCCUGUGACCGGAGGGAACACAGCCAACACAGAGAAGAGUGGGAGCAUGCCUGUCAAGCGUUUCAGCAUGGAGGGACUGUCUAACAUCCUGCAGACCGGCAUCAGACAGACAUUUGGAAGCACAGGAAAUGAGAAACAGUAUCUAAACACAGUUAUUCCAUAUGAGAAGAAAGGCAUCCCUCCAACUGUUGAAGACCUGCAGAUGCUCACAAAAAUUCUCUAUGCCAUGAAGGACGACAGUGAGAAGGUGCCUACAUUGCUAACUGACUACAUACUGAAAGUCUUGUGUCCCACCUAAAUCUCUGGAGGCCAGGGGCCACAUUGUGACGGAGACUUCUUCCUGAGGGCUUUCCACCCCUCCCUGCCUCUGGCCCCCGCUGCAUGACCUCCCAUCUUUACCAUUAUCAAUCAUGGAUCCUCACCAUCAACAUCAUUGUAUCCACCUCGACUCUGAUUACUGCCUUUCGCUGAGCUCACCCCCCCCCCCCCCCCACCUGCACACUGCGCUCAGGCCAGACAACAUGGCCUCCAUCUGAAGUUCAACAAGUAGUUUACAACUGUAAAGGACUUCACUAACGGAGCAUGACAUGCUAUUAAUAUCACAACACCACUUCGCUACAGGGAUACAACAUUAUUUUUACUUUCUUUUUUAAUUUCUAUUCUCUACAGUCUCUUUGUUUCCUCUAACAUAAUGUUGCCAAAUGUUUAAACAUGUGUUCAAACUGAGCUCUUUCCCACUGAGUUCUGUUGCCUGUUCUCAUUGACUCAUCAGGACCACACUGUCAAAUAAAUGAAAUGCCAUACCGCAUCCACACAUGAUACACCCUAUGUGAACAUUCAUUUGAAUAUAAAAGCCAUGCACCUUUUCUGCCAACUUAGUACUGUAGCUCCAUGUGGAUGAGAGGAGACACGCGACUAUUACGGGUGCAGUGCAUAUUAAAGCUUUUUUCUUUUUAGUUCACCUAAUAUGCUCUUCUGACUCUUUUUCAAUUACUUUACAUUUUUUCAAAUUUUUUAUAUAAACUCUGUCGUUGACUUUUGACUUUUAUUUACCGUGUCAUUUCACCCUGUUCAGGAUAAGUGGAGGCGUAUUUUUUUGUUGAUAUAUCAUCCCCUGAUGUGAUGAGCUCAUUUCAAUAAGGCGUGCAUAUUUGCAUAUUAGCACAUGUAUGACUUCCUUUGUGCCAUGUAGGUGAAUGUUACAUCGCUAAUCGCUAAUUCUAAUAAACAUUCUACCCUA
Gymnodraco acuticeps is the source of this 2434-nucleotide messenger RNA. It is a transcript of the gene fez1, whose product is annotated as fasciculation and elongation protein zeta 1 (zygin I). The coding region runs from base 272 to 1492 and encodes 406 amino acids. Gene Ontology annotation, cellular component: axon; cytoplasm. The record is from RefSeq and is a predicted model, not a curated record. Lineage: Eukaryota; Metazoa; Chordata; Actinopteri; Perciformes; Bathydraconidae. The transcript is spliced from 10 exons.